This is a messenger RNA of Gordionus sp. m RMFG-2023, 423 nucleotides long. Its product is annotated as craniofacial development protein 2-like. The record is from RefSeq and is a predicted model, not a curated record. Lineage: Eukaryota; Metazoa; Nematomorpha; Gordioida; Chordodea; Parachordodidae. Gene Ontology annotation, biological process: chromatin remodeling. The transcript has a single exon. The coding region runs from base 1 to 423 and encodes 140 amino acids. Gene Ontology annotation, cellular component: nucleus.
AUGACUUUAGAGCUAUCCUUGAUGAACCCUGAUGACCUAAUCAUAAUAGGUGGUGACUUAAAUGCACAUGUGGAAAAAACAAGAGAUAGCUACAAAAGGCAUCAUGGUGGUUUUGGAUAUGAAGAAAGAAAUGAUGAAGGAGAGCAUAUAUUGAAAUUUGCUCAAGCCUUCGACCUUGCUUUAACCAGCACCUACUAUAGGAAAAAAGACAGUCAUUUAAUAACAUAUAGUGGUACAAGGAAAAGACAGAUAGAUUACAUGCUAAUCUCUCGUAGAAGAUUAAAAGUUGUAAUAGACUGCAAGAUCAUCCCAGGAGAAGAAAUAGCCGCGCAACACAAGCUACUAGUCAUGGAUUUACACAUCACAAGUAAAUCCACUCAAAACAAGAUAAAACUGGAACCAUGCAUCAAAUGGGAUAAAUAA